Molecule: messenger RNA, 1119 nt
Organism: Prosopis cineraria
Lineage: Eukaryota; Viridiplantae; Streptophyta; Magnoliopsida; Fabales; Fabaceae
Exons: 2
Coding region: 1-1119 (372 amino acids)
Molecular function (GO): nucleic acid binding; RNA-DNA hybrid ribonuclease activity
Source: RefSeq, a predicted model, not a curated record
AUGCCUUUUAGUUUGAAAAAUGCUGGGGCAACUUAUCAACGAGCUAUGGUAGCAUUAUUCCAUGACAUGAUGCAUAAAGAAAUUGAAGUAUAUGUAGAUGAUAUGGUAGCUAAAUCAACAGAGAAUGAGAGUCAUGUUGGAGUCCUUAAAAAGCUAUUUGUGAGAUUACGCGAAUAUCGGCUAAGAUUGAAUCCUAACAAAUGCAUCUUUAGAGCUCUUUUUGGGAAGUUAUUGGGAUUCAUUGUGAGUCGUAGAGUACUAAAAUGGCAAGUUGUACUAUCUGAAUAUGAUAUAAAGCAUGUAAUGCAAAAGUCAAUCAAAGGUAGUGCGAUAGCAUAUCACUUGGCCGAUAAUCCUUUAAAGGAUGACCAGCCAUUAGAUUUUCAAUUUCUUGAUGAAAGUAUAUACCCUACAGAAGAAGGUUGUGAUGAAGGAAAUGAUAAAGAGCAAGAAUGGGAAAUGUAUUUUGAUGGAGCCACCAACAUGCAUGGAAAUAGGGUAGGAGCGGUAAUUGUUUCACCAGAAGGAAAACAAUUUCCAGUGGCCAUCAAAUUGGAAUUUGAUUGUACUAACAAUAUAGCAGAAUAUAAAGCUUAUGUUAAUGGUCUUCGAGCAGCUAUUACCCUUGAUAUACAGUGUUUGAAGGUAUUUAGUAAUUCAGCACUCAUUAUUCAUCAAGUAACUGGAGAAUGGAGAACAAAGGAUGUAAAAUUGAUUCCUUAUCAAGAACUCCUAACAGAUUUGAUUAAGCAAUUUAAGGUUGUUAGCUUUCAUCACUUGACUCGAGAUAAAAACCGUUUCGCUGAUGCUUUAGCCACUUUAGCAGCAAUGAUCCAACUUGAUUGUAGAGUCCAUGUCCAACCCAUUCAAGUAGAAGCUAGAAGCUUUCCAGCAUACUGUCUGAAUGUUGAAGAAGAUCAAGAAGAAUAUCCUUGGUUCGAUGAUAUUAAGGACUAUAUCACUAAGAGAUCAUACCCAACUGGAAUGACUGAGAAUGAAAAGAAAACCCUUCAUCAUUUGGCUAUGACAUUCUUUAUCAGUAAAGAUGUUCUAUACAAGAAGGGUUAUGAUGGUACUUCGUUGUGUGAGUUUAGAAGAAGCAAAGAAAAUCAUGAUUGA